CUUUUCAAUAUCUAGAGCCUGCGCCGUCUAAUCCAUCCGGACACGUGGCUUCUAUCUGAACCACGUCAGGCUCAGACCCUGGCCUCCAAGAUUAGCCCUGUCCCCACCGCGACGGCGGAGGAAGGAGCAGCAGCAGCGCUAUGCACCGGCUUCCGCUGGCCUCACGGCCACCGCGGCCGCAUCGCACGGCCGCCGCUCAGCGCGCUGCGCAGAGGACGACGGCGUGCUCCGGCAGCCUAACGCAGGCCACGCCCGCCGUCCGCCGCCCGCCGUCAUUUGCCCCUCUCGCCUUUGCUGCGUCUGCGGCUGCGGCGGCAGGGCGCGCGGCCACGCCGCUCUUCGCCGCCGCGGCGCUCCUCCUCGCCGCGGCCGCAGCAUCUCCUGGCUUCCCUGCUGCGACACCGCCAGCGUUUGCUCAAUCGGAAGGUGCAGCGUUGUUCCGGAAGGCGUGCAUCGGAUGCCAUGAUAUGGGAGGAAACAUCCUACAGCCGGGUGCCACUCUUUUCAUGAAGGAUCUUGAGAGGAAUGGAGUUGCCACAGAGGACGAACUCUACAACAUAACAUACUAUGGGAAGGGAAGGAUGCCGGGCUUCGGGGAGAAAUGCACCCCGAGAGGGCAGUGCACCUUCGGACCUCGGCUGGCCGAAGAUGACAUCAAGCUACUGGCCGCGUUUGUCAAAUCGCAAGCCGAAAACGGCUGGCCAAAGAUCGACCGCGACGGAGAUUAAUCCACCGACGCUACAGAGACGA
Oryza brachyantha (malo sina) is the source of this 750-nucleotide messenger RNA. Its product is annotated as cytochrome c6, chloroplastic. NCBI's taxonomy places the organism in Eukaryota, Viridiplantae, Streptophyta, Magnoliopsida, Poales, Poaceae. Gene Ontology annotation, molecular function: electron transfer activity; iron ion binding; heme binding. The transcript has 5 exons. The record is from RefSeq and is a predicted model, not a curated record. Bases 141 to 728 code for a protein of 195 amino acids.